UGUUCCUGUGACCUUUGUUGCAAGAGCCUCGUGACCUUUGAACUUUGACAAGAGUUUGAAGAUGUGAAAAUAGCAAGACAUGCUGCAUCUCUUACUAACCAAAAAAGAAAUGGCUUCUGAACAACAGGACCUGAAUCUGAGAUUUGACCAGAAGGAUAUUAAAGAGGAGCAAGAGGAGCUUUGGACAGAUGAGGAGGGACAGCAGCUUUACCAGGAGGAAGAGGAGGAUAUCACACAGUUACCUUUUACUGUUGUCCUUGUCAAGAGUGAAAAUGAAGAAAAACCACAUUCAUCACAGGUUCAUCAAAGCCAAACUGUGGAGAGCACAGAGGCAGAGUCUAUACCUGGUAGCUCAACUGCACACAGACCGUUGACAGCACAAGCUGAUGGGGAGGACUACAGAGGACCACAACCGUGCAGUAACUUGCAUCAGUGUCAUUUUUUCCUACCAUAUGUUAAUGACGGUUCUGAAACUGAGACCGAUGAUAGUGAUGAAUGGAAAUAUACCAGCAAAUGUUGUUCAGAUUUAAAUGGUCUGAAAAAUAGUGAUGCCUCUGUUAGUGACAGCAGGUAUAACAUUGCUAGGAAACAGUUUAAUUGCUCUGAAUGUGGAAAAGCAUUUGGUUUCACAAACUCUUCAAAACAACACCAUGGAAUUGAACCAACUGCGAAACUCAUUAGUUGUUCUGACUGUGAUGGUAGGUCGAGGCAAAAGGACCAUCUGAACACACAAACAAAAAGCCAAAGAGCACAGAAAAUGUUCGGCUGCUCUGAAUGUGGUAAAAGAUUUGAAUUAAAGGGCAAUUUGAACAGACACCUGAGAAUUCACACAGGAGAAAAAACAUUUGGUUGUUGUGGAUGUGGUCAGAGAUUUGGAGAAAAGAGUCAUCUGAACACACACAUGAUAAUUCACACAAGAGAGAAACCAUUUGACUGUUCUGAUUGUGGGGAAAGAUUUGGACGAAAGGGCAGCUUGAACAGACACAUGAGAAUUCACACAGGAGAAAAACCAUUUUGCUGUUGUCGGUGUGGUGAAAGUUUUGGAUAUAAAAGCAGUCUGAAUACACACAUGAGAAUUCACACAGGAGAGAAACCAUUUGGUUGCUCUGAGUGUGGUAAAACAUUUGGACUCAGGAGCAGUCUGAAUAGACAUACAAGAAUGCAUACAGGAGAGAAACCCUAUGGCUGUUCUGAGUGUGGGAAAAGGUUUGUAGAAAGGGGCAAUCUGAUUACACAUAUGAUAGUUCACACAGGAAAUAAACCAUUUGUGUGUUCUGAAUGUGGCAAAAGAUUUGGACAAAAGGUCCAACUAAAUGUACACUUAAGAAUGCACACAGGAGAGAAACCAUUUGAGUGUUCUGAGUGUGGUAAAAGAUUUGGCGACAAAAGCGUUCUGAACUCUCAUAGAAAAAUUCAUACAGGAGAUAAACCAUUUGGCUGCUCUGCGUGUGGAAAAAAAUUUUGGAAAAAAAGUGAUCUUGGCAGACACAUGAGAAUUCAUACAGGAGAGAAACCAUUUGCCUGUUCUCAAUGUAGUAAAAGAUUUGGACAAAAGAUCCAGCUGAAAGUACACAUGAGAAUGCAUACAGGCAAGAAAUUAUUUGGCUGUUCUGAAUGUGGGGAAAGAUUUGGACAGAAGAUAAAGCUGAAUUUACACAUGAGAAUGCAUACAGGAGAUCAGGACAAUGCUCACCCAACACAAACUUGUUUACAGAAAUCAAUGCAUGGACAGAAUAUAUCUCCCUUUUAGAGCAGGUGGUCUAGGUCUCACUGAAAUCAACCAGGUUUACAGAGCAUCUAUAAUACGUAUUGGCCAGUACUUAAAGAUUUCUGAAGUAGUAGUGAUGAAAAAGGUAGCGCUUGACAAUGAGACCUUCUCCCAACAGGCCUUGGUUAUAAAAUUGGCAGUAAACGUUGGGAGAGACCUCUUAGAAGAAAGAGUAAGCAAUGAUCUGACACAUGCAACAAAACUAGCAAGACAGACCAGGGGAAAUUUAUUAAAAAAGAACAAAUCUUACAGUGGACAGAUGGAAACAGUACAGAAGGGCUGGAUGACUCCAAGAAGAACUUGAAAAUAAAUACAUGGGUAAAUAAGGAGCAAUAUCUUGGCUUAAAAAUGGGGAACUUGAUUUUGAUGGAGAAAUAUUUAUAGUUGGAGCACAUAGGGGCAUCUAACAGAGGGUUUAAAAAAUGGCAGGGAUUACACAAAAUAAUCAAUGCUGAUUCUGUCAGUGUAAACCAUCAAAUAUCAGCAUGCCAGACCCUUGUAGACAGACAUUACACAUCCCGGUGCAGUAAGAUCUGUCAAUACCUACACUGGAAAGUAUGCAAGGAACUGGAGGAAGUAAAGGAAAACAUCUGGGAGCAUGAGCCAGUACCAGUCUCUUCCAAUGGAAAAGAAACUCUCCUAUGACAAAGCGAUCCCAGCAGAAAGACAUAUCGAAGGAGGUGCAAUAAAACCGAAUAUUGUCAUCUGGAACAAGCAAGGGAAAACAGACAAUAUUAUUGAUGUAACAGUCCCCAGUGAGUAUGGCUUGAAUAGAGCUGAAAGGG
Thalassophryne amazonica is the source of this 2553-nucleotide messenger RNA. RefSeq names its product gastrula zinc finger protein XlCGF57.1-like. The transcript has 2 exons. Gene Ontology annotation, biological process: regulation of transcription by RNA polymerase II. Gene Ontology annotation, cellular component: nucleus. The record is from RefSeq and is a predicted model, not a curated record. Gene Ontology annotation, molecular function: RNA polymerase II cis-regulatory region sequence-specific DNA binding; DNA-binding transcription factor activity, RNA polymerase II-specific. The coding region runs from base 80 to 1750 and encodes 556 amino acids. Lineage: Eukaryota; Metazoa; Chordata; Actinopteri; Batrachoidiformes; Batrachoididae.